AUGUGCACAUUGAAGAUGCAAGGAUGUAGCGUCGUUUAAAUAAGCAUAAGACAAAUAAUUCAAUGAAUAUUACUUGUUGAGUAACUUAACAUUGACCCCUAUUUGAAUUCAAAAAGGCAAUUAUUAUAUUAGGUCCCUAGAAUAAUUCACGCUCUCGAAAACAAAACUGUAAAUAUCGAACGAGUGCGUGCAAUGCAAAUAUCUGCUGACGCUGUAUCAAAGGAGGCUUACUGAUGAAUGUCCAUUGGGACAAAGAGCAGAAAAUAUCUUUUCAAUAGUGAAAGAAGAAUGAACACAAAGCAUUUUGCAAUUAUCUGCAUUGUUAUAAUCUGCCUUAAUGCGACACAAGCAGCACGAGGAGGGGGCAGAGGGAAACAAAGAGCUCGAGGAAGGAUCUACAAUUCCCGAAUGCCCGUCAUUAUUCAGCACAGAAAUCCGGCUGCAGCGAGUUACUAUGAUAACAAAGAUGGUGCGAAAAUUGUAAAGGCAAGUCACUUCGAAUUGGAUUACAUGUUAGGAAGAAAAAUCACAUUCUUUUGCAUGGCUAAAGGAUAUCCCAGACCUGAAAUCGUAUGGUUUAAGGAUGGUAUCGAACUUUAUGCCCAUAAAUUCUUUCAGGUACUGAAUAAAUCGACAAUGGUGCACGAGUGGCCAAUAGGAAAUGACACGAUGAAGAGCAAAAUGGAAAUAGACCCGACGACACAGAAAGAUGCCGGAUAUUACGAGUGCCAAGCGAAUAACAAAUACGCCAUCGACAUCCGCGGAUUUCGCACCGACUACGUUAUGGUGGCUUACUAAUUGUAUCAAAUGAAAAAUAAAUGUUGAUCCCUUA
Molecule: messenger RNA, 832 nt
Organism: Nicrophorus vespilloides
Lineage: Eukaryota; Metazoa; Arthropoda; Insecta; Coleoptera; Silphidae
Product: immunoglobulin domain-containing protein oig-1-like
Exons: 5
Coding region: 238-798 (186 amino acids)
Source: RefSeq, a predicted model, not a curated record